Molecule: messenger RNA, 980 nt
Organism: Hevea brasiliensis (rubber tree)
Lineage: Eukaryota; Viridiplantae; Streptophyta; Magnoliopsida; Malpighiales; Euphorbiaceae
Product: WEB family protein At1g75720
Exons: 1
Coding region: 34-840 (268 amino acids)
Source: RefSeq, a predicted model, not a curated record
UUUCUUCUCAUCCUUUGAAGUAUAAGCAAAGAAAUGCAAACCAAACCCAUUGUCAAAUAUUCCCUUCUUUCCCCUCCAAACCCUACAGCUGAUAGUCUCUUCUUCUCCGCCAUGGAAACCCCAGCUGUUUCUCCUAAACCUACCCAAGAUUUUAGCUCCUCAGUUGACACUUCUCGCCCUUUUCGCUCUGUCAAAGAAGCCGUAGCCAUCUUCGGUGAGCGGAUUCUUGUUGGAGAUAUAUACUCUCCAAAGCCUUAUUACACUCCUCCUCCUAGUCUUCAUGACCCUUCAUGGACGUUCUCAACUCCAAGCCCUGUAAACCCCAACAAGGAAGAUGAUCAUGAUCAUGACCAUGAACAGAAUAAUAAUGGGUUCUUGGAUACUCUAAAGAAACUCGAGGCUGAGCUUGAGCAAACGAAGGCGGAGCUGAAGUUGCUGAAGGAGAGAGAGUCAGAGACUGAAAUUGCAGUAGCUUCUUUGAACGCUGAGCUUCACAAGAACAUGUCCAAGUUGGCUGAGGCAGAGGCGGCGGCGGCGAAAAAAGCAGCUGCGGCAGCUAGAAGGGUGAGUUUUGAAACGGAAAAGAAAGAAGAUGUUGUGAGACAGGAGGAAAAGAAGAGAGAGUUGAUGAUAAGAAUGGAGAAUUCGGCAACUAAUUUAGCUCAUAUAUUGAGUAUUGGUGAAGAGAAAGGAUUCUAUGGAGGAAAAAAGGAGAGGAAGAAGUUGAAGAAGAAGCCUAUAGUUCCUCUACUGGGAGAUUUGUUAUUCAGGAAAAAAGGGUCAUCUAAUAAUAAAACUCUUAAUAACCCUCUCUUUGCUUCUGCUCAUGGUGUAUUUUGAUUAGGGAAAAUUCGUUGUUGUAUAAGCAAAGUUCAUGAACAUUGUUUCAGGUUGAGUUUAAUUAAUUUUAAUUUCUGAGUUUGUAAUGCAUGCAUACGUUGUUUGUAUUAUCUAUGGAUAAAAUUUCUUUAAUUUCCGCU